AUGAGCUCCAGCUUGCUGGAAAACCCGGUGCAGGCGAUUCUGUACCUGCGGGAACUCACCACCAUCGUACAGAACCAGCAGAGUCUCAUCCAGACUCAGCGCUCCCGGAUAGAGGAGCUGGACCGGCGGGUGGACGAGCUCAUCGGCGAGAACAGGCACCUGCAGGACGUCAGGGUACAACAGCAGCAUCCUUACCAUCACCACCAUCAUCAUCAUAACCCCGACCCCAGCUGUCUUCAUCAUCACCACCACCCUCAGGACCCUUGUGCGGAGUCCCUGCCAGAUCAUGCGCCUCCAGCAGCACCGGUCGAGGCGGCUCCGGGGGUCCAGCCGUCGCCUCAACCUAUGGACCCUGGAGACAUGCAGCUGGUCCCGGCCGACCCGUCCAUGGUGUCCCCGGUUGAAAGUGACCCAGAAAACGGUGGAAGUUGCACCACUUUGGUUCCGAUAACCUCGACAACCCUUUGUCGAUCCUUGGCCCUGACUAAGAAAUCCGAGAGCGAGACAGUUCUGCAUCAGUUUUGUUGCCCUGCCCCUGAGCAUCCAGAGGCCGACACCACUGGCUCAUCUGGCGGACAGAUGCUGAGCCUAGAGGAUGGAACGUCCUCUGGUGGAGAACUUGAGGGAACCAAGAGGGAGGGACCCAGCGAGUAUGAGAUCACCCUGGAGAAUAAAAACAAACAGAUAGAGGAACUGGAGCAGAAGUAUGGAGGCCAUCUCAUAGCGAGGCGGGCCGCCCGUCGUAUCCAGACAGCUUUCCGUCAGUACCAGCUCAGCAAGAACUUCCAAAAGAUCCGUAACUCGCUCUCGGAGAGCAAGUUGCCCCGCCGGAUCUCACUGCGCCAUCCCAGCCCUUCAGGCCAAAACCUGAACGCUGCCCAGAGACAUAGUUACAGUCUACAUCCGGGAGGAGGACAGAUACCUUUGCGCUCAAAAACACCACCUCCGCCUCCGUGUCGCUCCACCUCUCUGCCUCCUUCUCCUGCAUCUGCCCCAACAGCUGCUCCUUCCGCUGGCCCAGGCCCAGUUCCAGCUCCUGGUCAGACACUCACACAGCUGGAGGACUGCUUCUCUGAACAACUGCACUCCUUGGCCCAGUCAAUUGAUGAUGCCCUUCGUGGUUGGAGCUUGUCAGAGGGUGGAGAGGGGAAGGGCCUACUGAUGGACCCUGGGGCCCUUCGUGCAGCUGCUGAGAGUGCUUGUAUGCCCCGCAGUGCCAGUUCGCUGCUCAUGGCCUUCAGGGAUGUCACUGUUCACAUUGACAGCAAUAGCUCCUACACCAUCUCUUCUGCUACCACCACCACAACCACCUCUCUGGGCAACACAUGCGGAGGAGAGCUCGGUAAUAGGAAGGCCUCUGUUAGUGGGACAGCUGGGGGAGGAGAUGGCCAGUUGGCAGAGGGUGCAGAGCCAGAGUUUCCCGCACCUCCUCCCAGUGAGGAGCUGGAAAAGAUUGAUCCAGGAUCCAGGAGGGGAUCAGCGGUGCCAGCUCCGGGAGGAAGAGGGACAGAGGGGGAGAGCAGCUCAGACAGACUGGAGUCCACCUCCACUUCUACCUCUACGUCCACUUCCAUCUCCGCAGCCCAGUCUAACCAGCAGCCUGCCCAGAUCUAUACCCAGUACCAGCAGUACCACUACACUCAUCCUCAACAGAUCCCAGGAGGACCGAGCCCCGAGGCCCUGCAGGCCCUGGUCGUUUCUCUGCCCAGAGAUCGCUGUCAGGACCCAGCUUCCUGCCGCUCGCCAACCCUGUCCACAGACACACACCGCAAACGCCUGUACCGUAUAGGACUCAACCUCUUCAAUGUGAACCCAGAAAGAGGCAUCCACUUCCUGAUCACACGUGGUUUCGUCCCAGACACGGCUAUUGGAGUGGCUCACUUCCUGCUGCAGAGGAAGGGCCUGAGCAGACAGAUGAUUGGAGAGUUCUUGGGAAACAGCAAGCUGCAAUUCAACAGAGACGUUCUUGAUUGUGUUGUGGAUGAGAUGGAUUUUUCAGGCAUGGAGCUCGACGAAGCCCUGAGAAAGUUCCAGGCUCAUGUUCGUGUUCAGGGAGAAGCACAGAAAGUGGAGAGACUCAUCGAAGCCUUUAGCCAGCGGUACUGUAUGUGUAACCCUGAUGUGGUGCAGCAGUUUCACAACCCAGACACCAUCUUCAUCCUGGCCUUUGCUGUAGUCCUCCUCAACACUGACAUGUACUCGCCCAACAUCAAACCCCAGCGCAAAAUGGGCCUUGAUGACUUCAUACGCAACCUAAGAGGUGUGGACGAUGGAGCAGAUAUACCCAGAGAGAUGGUGGCAGGCAUUUAUGAAAGAAUCCAACAGAGAGAGCUUCGCUCCAAUGAAGACCAUGUCACCUAUGUGAGCCGUGUGGAACAGUCCAUCCUGGGCCUGAAAACUAUCCUUGCUGUGCCCCACAGACGUCUGGUUUGCUGCUGUCGUCUGUUUGAGGUGCCUGAUGCCAACAAGCCUCAUAAACAGAAACUGUCCCAGCUCCAGAGAGAGGUCUUCCUCUUCAAUGACCUGCUGCUGAUCCUGAAGCUGUGUCCCAAGAAGAAAAGCUCAGCUUCUUACACCUUCUGUAAAGCUAUGGGUCUUCUAGGAAUGCAGUUUCACCUCUUCAGCAAUGAAUAUUAUGCCCAUGGCAUCACCAUGCUGAGCCCGUUUACCUCAGAGAAGAAGCAGCUGGUGAGUUUCUGCUCCCCCAGCGGAGAGGAGCUCAGGAAGUUUGCAGAGGAGCUCCGAGAGGCCAUCACAGAGGUCAACGAGAUGGAGCAGAUACACAUCCAGUGGGAAUUGGAGAGGCAGCAAGGUAUUCAGCCACAUGGCGUACACACCAAUGGCGGGCAAGUGGACACACACACAGGACACGGCUCUCCCUCAGGCCAACAGGAUGUGUAUGAUAAAACCGGCAACAACAAUACAGUAGAGGUGUCAAUUCACAACAGGCUGCAGACCUAUCAACUGAGCCAGCCCAGCAUUGAGUCCACACCUCUGGCCCUGGCUGCACCGCCUGCUCUGCUCAGCCCCGUCCAGCCCGGAGAACUCCGCCCAGAAACACUCAUCCAGUGCCAGCAGAUCGUCAAAGUGAUCGUCGUGGACCAGAGCGGACGGGGGCGGAUGGAGGCCUUCCUCAGCCAAGGCCCAGCCACCCACCAGCUCAUCCAGUCGGCCAUGUCAACACCUGUGCAUGUCAGAGAGGGAGACGGCCCUCAGCCCCCGCUGCCUCCUCCCCCUCCCCCUUACAAUCAUCCCCACCAGUUCUGUCCCCCUGACUCACCCAUGCCCCUCCACCACACCAUGCCUCUCAUCCGCAGGCGCAAUUCCAGUGGCUCCCGCAGCAUUGUCUGA
Scomber scombrus (Atlantic mackerel) is the source of this 3351-nucleotide messenger RNA. It is a transcript of the gene iqsec3b, whose product is annotated as IQ motif and Sec7 domain ArfGEF 3b. Gene Ontology annotation, biological process: regulation of ARF protein signal transduction; actin cytoskeleton organization. The record is from RefSeq and is a predicted model, not a curated record. The transcript is spliced from 15 exons. Lineage: Eukaryota; Metazoa; Chordata; Actinopteri; Scombriformes; Scombridae. Gene Ontology annotation, molecular function: guanyl-nucleotide exchange factor activity; protein binding. The coding region runs from base 1 to 3351 and encodes 1116 amino acids.